This is a messenger RNA of Rodentolepis nana, 345 nucleotides long. The record is from the annotation of a GenBank genome assembly. Lineage: Eukaryota; Metazoa; Platyhelminthes; Cestoda; Cyclophyllidea; Hymenolepididae.
AUGCCACACAAAGGUUCAAUACCUCUGUCCGAUACUCCCGAUGUUCUUAGAGGUAGUGCUUUGCAGAACCUGGCUGCAAAUAUUGAUGAUGUUCAUCAUAUGGAAGAGAAAAUGCUUCGGUUGCUUGAAGAUUUUGAGGCUGGAAAAAUAGUAUCUGUUGGCGCCGAUUGCCCAUAUGACAAACUGGAUGCGGUCAGAGAGCAACAGGAGGAAUUGAUGCGCUUGCAUUUCGAAUUGGACAACAAGAUGCAAAGCACUACGGGGCCUAUUUCUGGUCGUAAUCGGCAGCAAGCAAGAAGGCAUGAUUUUGUAAAAUUUUGUCUCUCGUCACUUGCACCUCGUUAA